Acanthamoeba castellanii str. Neff is the source of this 2592-nucleotide messenger RNA. RefSeq names its product alpha/beta hydrolase fold domain containing protein. Gene Ontology annotation, molecular function: hydrolase activity. The record is from RefSeq and is a predicted model, not a curated record. NCBI's taxonomy places the organism in Eukaryota, Discosea, Longamoebia, Acanthamoebidae. Bases 1 to 2592 code for a protein of 863 amino acids. The transcript has 9 exons.
AUGGAGCUGCUGUUAGAGCGGGCCAAGAAGCAGGGGAAGGCGAAGAAGAGGUCCUUCCUGAGGAAGCACAUAGUGCAGCUGGGCGGGCACGCGGUGGCCAGCGUCUCGCGCACCGUCGUGCACCGCGCGACCAAGGGUCCCAUCUUCCCCAACUUCUCCGUGCGCAACGAGCUCUUCUACCAACUCAUGCUCGAACUCAUGGACAAGCACUACUUGCUGUCGUGGCAGGAAUGGCGACACCUGAUGCCCAUGCAGCCCAUACCCCGGUGGCACCUCCGUAGGACCAAAGUGGUGCUGAAGAACGGUCUCAAGACAGAGUUCAUCACCUACGUGCCUCGUCGCAGGCACCUUCGAAACAAGAAGCACAACAACAAGAAGAACAAGCACACCGACUCGGACGACAAUCACUCCGCAACAGGCAGCAACAGGGAGAGCGACAUGUUCUACGGCGACGCCGAAGACUUUGACGACAGCCAGGGCGUCGGGCCGAACUCGAGCGGCCACAAGCUCGACCCCGCCAAGGCGCCCGGCAAUACUACUACUACUAAUAAUCACAAUCAUGGGUCGUCGGCCACGGUGACCGGGCAGAUCGUCAACGGGGCGGCCGAGGGGAAUCACCGCGGCGUGAAGGACAUCGGCCUCGACACGCCCACCAUCAUCUACUUCCACGGCGGCGGCUUCUGCUUCGGUUCGGUGCCGGUCUAUCGAAGAUGGCUGUGGACCUUCUCGCGCAAGCUGGGCGGCAUUCGAUUCUUUGCGGUUGACUACUCGUUGGCGCCCGAGGCUCCGUUCCCGAUUGCCCUCAAGCAGGCCCUCGAUUCGUACCUGUGGCUCACCGACCCCGACGGAGGCGGUACCAACGUGAUCAUGGGGGGCGACAGCGCCGGAGGCAACCUCGUGGGAGCCCUGCUGAUGCUCAUCCGCCAGAUGCGGCUCGAGAAGGAACUCAAGAUCAUGCACGGCACCAACACCAACUCCAAGACUCACACAUCUAUCAAGAAGACCAAGACCGAGCGCCCGAUCCGACCGGCGGUGGAGAUUGACGCCGAGCCGAUUCAGGCCAUGGCAAAGGGCAAGGGCAAGGGCAAGGAAGUCAACGAGCCGGAGCAGAUCGUCGAUGAAACGAGCAAGCAGGAGCAGGAGCGACUGCAGGACGAAGGAGAGCUGGAAUUCGACGACGAAGACGAAGAGGAGGCGGAGAAGGAGCGACAGCUGCACCGGCAGCUCGGCGUGCGGCGCCAGUCGAUGGCCGACUUCAAGAGCUCGGCCGAGCGCGCGCGCCAGCGCGUGACCAAGGAGAAGCAGGCCAAACACAACCGGAAAGCCAGCAGCGCAGAGGGCCGCCGUGUGAAGCGCAAGGAGAAGGUCGACACGCCGAGCCAGACCACCGACGACGACGAAGCAGCGCUUGAAGAUGGCGAUGAUGUCAAUCGCGGCGCGCUCGAGGGCCUCGACGGCGGCGACGAGACGGCGAGUAUGCCGACGCUGAAGGCCAUCGGGUUCGACAUGGAGCUGUUGCGACGACACCGGAUCCCGUUCGAGCUGGACGAGGACCAGGCCGGCAAGUACCCCAGCAUGCCGCUGGCCGCCAUGCAGAUCUCGCCGUGGAUCGACGUGAGCGAGAAUAGCUCGGUCCACUCUCCGGAAAGCUGGGGCCAGAUGAAGUUCAGGCCUUACAACAUCAGCGUCAGGUUUGCGCUGGCCUAUCUGGGGCUUGAGGCCACCGACCCCCCGGCGGCGAAGAAGAAGGAAAAGCAGACGCGGAGGGAGUGGAAUGGCAUUGUCAAGCUCUUCCACCAGCGCAGGCAGCGUCGACUCCAAUCGAAGUCGAAGAAACAGCACUGCAGCGCGCAAGCCACCGUCGCGGUGCCGCAAUCGUCGGCCAUCGCUCCACAGCAGCCGACCAACGGCCAAGCGCAGCAGCCGCCGGCCAUCUAUAUCGACGACGACGAGCCCGCUGCCGAGCUACUCACACCGACGCAGAUCUGGCGCGACCGACUGCGCCGCAGCAACUCAGUGCUGAGCAGCACAAACCUGCUGGCCAAGUCUGCAGCCAGGAGCGCGGCGGAGGUGGCCGAGUGCCAGAUCGCCAUCGGCGAAAAGCGGUACGAGGAGGGACCUGUCGAGGUGGAGGCCGACGACCACAACGCCGACGCUGGCGCUGAGGGGAGGCUCGUUGGCCCGACCAACGCCGCCGAGGCGAUGCGCCAGAAGCGGCAUCAGCAAGAGCCGGACACGUUCGACAUCUGCUCGCCCUACAUUUCGCCGGUCUACGGCGACAUGCGUGGAUUCCCUCCACUUCUGAUCUCUGCAGGCGAUGUGGAGCCGUUGCUCGGGGACAUCAUGCGGUACUACCACAAGGCCGUUGACGCGGGCAUCGAGGCCGAGAUGGACCUCGGCAAGAACAUGAACCACGACUACCAGUUCUUCUUCUCCGCGGUGGCCAUGUCUGAUCCCGAGAUUCCUCGCUUCUGGGGCGUAGCUCGGUCGUGGGUGCACCGCCAGCUCCAGCGAGAGAUCCAAACGUCGGCGCCGACAACAGCGACGUCGGCCCCGGUCCCCUCGCCAGCCGGUGCGCACAAGCACGCGUGA